Molecule: messenger RNA, 1002 nt
Organism: Knipowitschia caucasica
Lineage: Eukaryota; Metazoa; Chordata; Actinopteri; Gobiiformes; Gobiidae
Source: the annotation of a GenBank genome assembly
AUGUCUCAACAGCAGAUAAGCCUUCCUGCCAAGCUCAUCAAUGGUGGAAUUGCAGGCAUAGUUGGCGUCACUUGUGUCUUUCCCAUUGACUUGGCAAAGACCAGAUUACAGAAUCAAAGGGCAGGCCAGCUGGUGUAUAAGAACAUGUUGGAUUGCCUUGUGAAAACUGUGCGAACUGAGGGCUACUUUGGAAUGUACAGAGACGAGGGUGCCGCAGUUAACCUCACGCUGGUCACUCCUGAGAAGGCCAUCAAACUGGCUGCUAAUGACUUCUUCCGUCAGCACCUUGCCAAUAAUGGAAAAGGCCUGAAUGUGUUUAAAGAGAUGCUGGCCGGCUGCGGCGCCGGCAUGUGUCAGGUGGUGGUUACGACUCCGAUGGAGAUGCUGAAGAUCCAGCUGCAGGACGCUGGAAGAGUUUCUGCUCAGCAACAGAAGCCUGUGAUGAUGGCUCCCACAAAGCUUGGGACCACGAACACCCUUCUGACUCGUUCCUAUAACUCCGGCACUGCGGUGGCGGCUCCGCGAGCCGUGUCUGCCACACAGAUCGCCAAAGAGCUGCUUCGGACACAGGGGAUCCAGGGGCUCUACAGAGGCCUGGGGGCCACUCUCAUGAGGGACGUGCCGUUCUCUAUCGUGUACUUCCCGCUCUUUGCAAACCUGAACCGUUUGGGGAAACCCAACGCAGAUGGGUCCUCUCCGUUCUACUGGGCGUUCCUGUCUGGAUGUGCGGCCGGCUCCUUUGCUGCGGUUGCUGUCAAUCCUUGUGAUGUGGUGAAGACGAGACUGCAGUCUCUGAACAAAGGAGCGAGUGAAGAGUCGUACAAUGGGGUUAUGGAUUGCAUCAGUAAAAUCCUGCGGAAAGAAGGACCGUCUGCGUUCCUGAAGGGCGCCGGCUGCAGAGCGCUAGUUAUCGCGCCGCUGUUUGGAAUUGCGCAGGUCAUGUACUUUGUGGGAGUCGGGGAAUACAUCCUUGAUAACUCUCCUCUGAGGUUACUGGAUUGA